CUUCCUCUCUUUUAGCUGAAAGAACAAAUAUUGAGAGCUUUUGCAGGACGGCCUUUGCUAGUCAGUUGGCUUCGUCCUUAUUGUUGGCUAGUUUGGAACAAAAUCAAGCAAGUUCGGUCGCUAAAUUGUGGUGUCCGCCGACGAAGAAAUCUCUGCAUCCCUGCUACUUCUCAAGUUGCAGUUCCAAUUCUAGCAAGGAAUUUAGCAGGAGGAAACUCUGAAAUUAAGAAAUGGCUGCAACACCUGCAUACCACAUAGCAAUGUACCCUUGGUUUGCCUUUGGUCACCUUACACCAUUUCUUCACCUUGCAAACAAACUAGCACAGGCAGGCCACAAAAUCUCCUUUCUUCUCCCCACCAGAACUCAGUCCAAGUUACAGCAAUUCAACCUCCAUCCGGACAUCAUUACCUUCAUUCCAAUUACUGUUCCCCAUGUGGAUGGCCUCCCUCCAGGAGCUGAAACCACCUCAGAUGUACCUUUCCCUUCUUUCACACAUAUCAUGACUGCCAUGGACCGUACUGAGAGUGAUAUUGAAGUAUUACUUCGCAAUUUAAAACCCAAUACUGUCAUCUUUGAUUUCACCUACUGGAUGCCAAGACUGGCUCGUCGCUUAGGUAUUAAGUCCAUUUACUACUGCGUUGUUAGCUCGGUAACUAUUGGAUAUAUUAUGUCUCCGGAAAGACGACUAAGUGGUAACAAGUUGACUAAAGCUGACCUUAUGCAGCCACCAUUAGGCUUUCCAGACUUGCCGAUCAAGCUCAAAGCUCACGAGGCAGAAGUCUACAUUGCAAGGAGAGUUAUGAAGUUUGGUAGUGAUGUCAUGUUCUGUGAUCGCAUAUAUAUGGGAAUGAGCCACUGUGAUGCAAUUGGAUUCAGGACAUGCCGAGAAAUUGAAGGACCUUAUGCUGACUAUGUUGGAAACCAGUUUGACAAGCCAGUCUUAUUUUCAGGACCAGUUAUCCCAGAGCCAAACACCUCAACUUUAGAAGAGAAGUUGUAUAAGUGGCUCGUAGAAUUCAAGGCCAAUUCUGUGAUAUACUGUGCUUUUGGAAGUGAAUGCACUUUGGAGAAGGAUCAGUUUGAAGAGUUGCUCUUAGGUUUGGAGCUCACUGGUAUGCCAUUCUUGGCAGCACUUAAACCACCUGCGGGUUAUGAGUCAAUUGAACUUGCAUUGCCCCAAGGUUUUCAAGAGAGGAUCUGUGGAAGAGGUAUGGUCCAUGGAGGAUGGGUUCAGCAGCAAUUGAUUCUGGAGCAUCCAUCAGUUGGAUGCUUCAUUACACAUUGUGGAUCCGGUUCCUUAUCUGAGGCAUUGAUAAAUAAAUGUCAGCUGGUUCUGCUACCACAUGUAGGUGACCAUAUAUUCCAAGCAAGACUGAUGAGCCUGCAUUUGAAGGUGGGAGUGGAGGUGGAGAAAGGAGAAGAAGAUGGGUUAUUCACCAAGGAAACUGUCUACAAGGCUGUGAGAACUGUAAUGGAGGAAGAAAGUGAGUUUGGCAGAGAUGUCAAAACCAACCGUGCACAACUGAGAGAGUUUUUGAGCAGCAAAAGUCUAGAGUCCUCUUACAUUGACAGUUUCAAUGAACAGCUUCGAGUUCUUCUUGGAUAGCUACUCUUUUGAUGGCUGUAUCAACUUUAAUGUCUGCAACAUACCUCUUAAUGUAUUAGUUUUGAUGAGUGCUUAAAGCCCAGCCAUAUUUUCCUGGUUUAAGUAAUUAUGAAAGAAAGAGGGUGUGAUUGUUUAACCUUUCCAA
Populus nigra (black poplar) is the source of this 1752-nucleotide messenger RNA. RefSeq names its product cyanidin 3-O-galactoside 2''-O-xylosyltransferase FGGT1-like. The transcript is spliced from 2 exons. The record is from RefSeq and is a predicted model, not a curated record. NCBI's taxonomy places the organism in Eukaryota, Viridiplantae, Streptophyta, Magnoliopsida, Malpighiales, Salicaceae. Gene Ontology annotation, molecular function: UDP-glycosyltransferase activity. The coding region runs from base 231 to 1607 and encodes 458 amino acids.